AUGACUUCAGAAAUGCAAAAAAUUAAGAUUGAUCUACCCAGUCUUCAAGCUUUCAAUUACACCGGUAUACUUCAAGACUCUUGCAUGGAUGUGAGUACUAGUAAGAAUCUAGAGGUGUUGAAGUUGCGUUCUCCUUUCUUAACUGACAGUGAUUUUGAAGACCUUAUUUCCAAUCUUCCUUUCCUUCGAAUCAGGGUGAAGGUUUCGAGUCAAAGACUCGUGAAGUUAAAACUAAUUACAUCGCUGGAAGUCAUCAUCAUUGAUGCUCCAAACUUACACACCUUCAAAUUUGCUGCAAUUACAACUCCAUCUGUGUUUUCGGUGGACACAUCAAGGUUAGCGAAAGCUACUUGCCAAUUAUUUGAGAUCAACGCAAGCUUUUUCCUCAAACUAAGGGAACUUGUCGAGUAUUUCAAGCAGUACUUGAAGCUGCAAUUCGAAGGAGACUCUCAUGGAGAUCAGAAUUCUGAAGCAGAACAAUUAAACUUUCUUAUGGAGAGUUUACUUAAGAUUUGUCAUCCAGAAUAUUUGCUUAUUUUAUUAUACGGCUGCGAUGAAAGCAAUUUUGUUAGCACGGCAAUAAUGCACAAAGAAAAAAGACACUGCUGUUGCACUGCUUCCCGAAGCAACUGUUGGCAGCUUAACAUUAAUGGCAUCCACUACGAGCAAUACUUUGCUGCGAUUGGUGAUUCCGAUAUUUUAUACAUUGAACAAUUAGUUGAGCCUAAAUAUGCAUAUGGUCUUGACCUGUUUCUGCAGUAA
Dovyalis caffra is the source of this 762-nucleotide messenger RNA. The record is from the annotation of a GenBank genome assembly. NCBI's taxonomy places the organism in Eukaryota, Viridiplantae, Streptophyta, Magnoliopsida, Malpighiales, Salicaceae.